AUGGUGAUUGGGGCUUUUAAUGAACUGUUGCACCACAAUGAAAAAUGGGGAGGGAGGCCUUGGCCGUUUUGGCAAAUCUCUGCUUUUAGGGAUGUGGUCAACAACUGCUCUUCAAAGGAUAUGGGGUUUAAGGGUAAUAAAUUUCCGUGGAGUAAUCGUAGAGGAGGGGCUAUGUGUAUUAGUGAGAGGCUUGAUAGAGUUUUGGCAAAUCAACCAUGGUUGGGUUUUUUUCCAAAUGCAUCGGUUACACAUGGUUUGGAGGCCUAUUCAGACCAUACUCCUAUAUGGGUUAAUACUGAAUGGGAAAGGGGGCACAUUCGUGUUGGGAGACAGUUUAAGUUUGAAGAAAUGUGGGUAGGAGAGCCGGAAUGUGAGGAGAUUAUUACGGCUUCUUGGAGGAGAGAUUAA
This is a messenger RNA of Carya illinoinensis, 408 nucleotides long. RefSeq lists its product as uncharacterized. Lineage: Eukaryota; Viridiplantae; Streptophyta; Magnoliopsida; Fagales; Juglandaceae. The record is from RefSeq and is a predicted model, not a curated record. The transcript has a single exon. Bases 1 to 408 code for a protein of 135 amino acids.